Carlito syrichta (Philippine tarsier) is the source of this 494-nucleotide messenger RNA. Its product is annotated as 60S acidic ribosomal protein P1. Gene Ontology annotation, cellular component: ribosome; cytosolic large ribosomal subunit. Gene Ontology annotation, biological process: cytoplasmic translation; translational elongation. Lineage: Eukaryota; Metazoa; Chordata; Mammalia; Primates; Tarsiidae. Gene Ontology annotation, molecular function: structural constituent of ribosome; protein kinase activator activity; ribonucleoprotein complex binding. Bases 84 to 428 code for a protein of 114 amino acids. The transcript has 2 exons. The record is from RefSeq and is a predicted model, not a curated record.
CUUUCCCCAGCUGCCGCCAAGGUGCUCGGUUCUUCCGAGGGAGCUAAGGCCGCGUUGGGGUGAGGCCCUCAACUCGCCGCGCCAUGGCCUCCGUGUCCGAGCUCGCCUGCAUCUACUCGGCCCUCAUCCUGCACGACGACGAGGUGACCGUCACGGAGGAUAAGGUCAAUGCUCUCAUCAAGGCUGCCGGGGUGACCGUGGAACCUUUCUGGCCUGGCUUGUUUGCAAAGGCCCUGGCUAACGUCAACAUUGGGAGCCUCAUCUGCUCUGUGGGGGCUGGCGGGCCUGCACCUGCAGCUGGCGCUGCCCCAGCUGGGGGUCCUGCCCCCACCGCUGCUGCUGCCCCAGCUGAGGAGAAGAAAGUGGAAGCAAAGAAGGAAGAGUCUGAGGAGUCUGAUGAUGACAUGGGCUUUGGUCUGUUUGACUAACCCUUUUAUAGUGUGUUCAAUAAACAGCUGAACUCUGCAAAAAAAAAAAAAAAAAAAAAAAAAAAA